Messenger RNA from Rhagoletis zephyria (snowberry fruit fly), 1129 nucleotides. RefSeq names its product Chorion protein a at 7F (gene Cp7Fa). Lineage: Eukaryota; Metazoa; Arthropoda; Insecta; Diptera; Tephritidae. The record is from RefSeq and is a predicted model, not a curated record.
GAAUAUGCGACAUCGAAGCGUAAGAUAAAAGUGCAUUUUAGCGAAUCUAUUGAAAAAGAAAAUAUAAAAAUAAAAAGUGGUGAAAUAAUUGCAGCAAAUUUAAAUAUUUCAUUUAUACGCUUGUGCACAUUUUUACAUAAAAAUGCCAGGAAAAAUUAUAUGCUGUGCAUUAGUGCUAAUUUCGCUAGCUGUGCUCUCGGUGAAUGCCGGCUGUGUUUGCAAUGAGAAGGGUGUCGAUUAUUGUGCCAAGCACAAGGAACCGGUAUUUGUGCGUCCCAAACCACGCUAUGUCUAUCCGAAUCCAGACCUGGAUCUCAAACCCAUCGGUGACACCUGCUCAUGCAAUAAAGUGUUCGUUGAACCGGCGACAAUGCCCAAGCCAUGUAACAAAAAGCCAACGCCAAAAUAUCCAACAUGCAAUUGUAAUUCACCGCCUACGUCCAACUAUUAUCCACCCUCGCCCAACUACCACCCACCAGCGUCCUCAACGCCCAAAUAUGGCACUGAUUAUUAUAAGCCGGCUCCACUACCACCCCGACCGCCAGCGCCACCAGCGCCUAGCGCAUGCGGUUGUGGGUAUUCACCAACAGCACCUGCAUAUCCUCUGCCUGAUAUAACUUAUGCAAAACCCAAAGCUACGACGAGUAACUCCAUUCCCGCUGAUCCUAUAAGCAUCAGUUUGGCUUUGCAAGCUACUAAAGCGGUUGCGGUACCCGAAGCCAAGUUAGCUUAUGGCUUUGCAAAGCAACCAGUUGAUAGUAUGAAAAAGAUUACUUUCUCCAAUGUGCCCGAGGAGAAUCUCUUCAAGUUGAAAAAUGAUGUAAUUACAUACAAAAAGCCCACACUCUCAGCAUCGCCGCCGUCUGAGGAAGUGAUCGAAACCGAAGAAGAGGAAGUGGUGGAGGCGCCUGACGCACCUACCCUCACAUAUCAGCAAUUGGGCUAUGUACCCGAACAGUUUAAGAAUCCAAAGUUCCGUAAGAUCACUACAGCUCAUAGUGAUGAUUAUUAUUCGAAUGAAGCCCAAGCGAUUCCGGAUAAAGUUACGGUGGAUUGCGGUUAUAGACCUGGACGCGUUGCGGCGUAUAUCAAAAGAAAACAAAAGAAGGAUACAGCUGAAUAUUAUUAG